Molecule: messenger RNA, 10021 nt
Organism: Ooceraea biroi (clonal raider ant)
Lineage: Eukaryota; Metazoa; Arthropoda; Insecta; Hymenoptera; Formicidae
Molecular function (GO): protein binding
Source: RefSeq, a predicted model, not a curated record
UUAUCAAAAUAAAAAAGAAGAUAAAAUGAGAUAUUAAAUAUAUAAUAUUGUAAGAUAUAUAUGUGAAGAAAGUAAUUAAACUUCAAACGCUGUUAUCAGUUAAGAAUAUUGUUCUAAUUCCCGUUUUCCACGCAGUGUACGAGUGUCAUUAUAACGUUCUUUUUACAAGCUAUAACGUAUUGUGCGCACACCGACAUGACCCAUAGAUUGUAUGCGUCCGGCGUCGCGAGACUAUCACUUCAUUUCUAGCUAUACCACGGCACGGUUAUGUCCGUAGAAUCUUUCAUCAUGAAUUAUUUAUAAUAUUAAUUUUAUUAUAAUAUUGUUGUGCAUGGAUUACAGUCAGCUGUGCUGACACAAAUAUUUAAUCUUUAAUAUUAUUAAUUUCUGACAUCAUAUUCUAAUAGAUACAAAUAAUUUUAUAAUAAAAUUGUUAGUCUAAAAGCAAAUAUCUCUCUACUACCAUAAAUAUAUAAUAAGCUGUUACUUUAUUUUAUUUCCAUCAUUUUAUUUUUAAAAUUGACUUAUAAAUGUGAUAUCAUUAAAUGUAUUGAUUUAUGGAUAUUUAAAAUGUUGCGACGAAUUUCUAUAAUAUUUCUAUAUCUAUUAAAUAAAAAAGAUACAUCUAUUAAAAUCUGACUCUUUUAUCAUAUUGUAUAUUUGUUUUAUUGUCUUUGGUUAUAUUUCCUAUUAUGUAUCAUGGCAUGUAACCCUUUGGUGUUAAUUUAGUUUGGAAUGUAAUAAUUUACCUUAAAGGGGAAGCUGGAGUGGCUACUAAACUCCUUCGUGUCGUCUGUAUUACCGACGGAGUGAAUGAUUUUUUUAAUAGAUCUUUUGAUUAAUUGCGCAGAAUGAAAAAUCCUUUUGCACUAUAUAUAUCAAGAACCUAAUCUUGUGCUCUGUUUUACUCUUGGUCAUGAUUUAAGAAAUGCACAUAUAUGUUCUCAAAAUUUUUAUUCCAACCUAUCUUUUUUACUACACUUCUGAAGUCUCUUUUAAAAGCUUCUUUAUAUUCUUUCCUUCUGUCUUCUUUGUAAUUGGUUCCCAUUUUGUACGUACAACAAACUGCGCACCUUAUUAUAAGCAUAUUAUCAUACGAAGCUAAGCAAGCCACAAGUCGAUAAUAAAACUGAUUUUCGAAAUUUUUUUCCGUUUUUAAAAUUAAGUCCAGGUCAUUAACAAACAUUUUUAUAUGUGUAUUAUUGUAAUUGUGGAAAAGGAUUUGUUGUUAGAAAGUUUUUUCCGUUUUUAAUAAAGUCCAGUCAAUUACAACGCAUUUCUGUGUGUAUGCCAUGGUAAUUGUGGAAAAGGAUUUGUUGUUCUAUGCAGCCAAAAAGAGAAAAAAAUAAAUAAAAGAGAAAAAUACAUGGGCUGCGUUCGGUUUGCACACUUUCGCGAUACCAUAAUCAGUUUAGCUUCUACAUUUUACACUGAUCGUGAAAAAAGGAAGACUGAUAUAUGCUGAUAGCGCGAAAGUGUGACUCAGCCAUGAGUCACACUAACAUGAGCGACACACUCUUCUCAUUUCCUGCUUCAGAAAGUGAUCUUUCCUCAAUCAAUCUACCACGAAUCGCACGUACUGCUUCUCUUGAAAGUCUGUAUAUGGAUUUCGAAACUCGCAGUGAUAUCGAAUGCCUUAAACGGGCCUAAACCAUCACGAAAAAUACGCGGCCUCCUUUGUAAUAAUUUCAAUAAUACUUCGUACAUUCCGUACUUCGUCGAUUGCACGAAGAGUAACCAUUAAAAGCAAAACAAGAGAAAGUUGGACAUGGACAAUCAAAGUGAGGAUGAAGAAACUAAAAAGAAACCAUGCAAAGACAUUUGUAAUUACAGCAUUUCAGAGGAAGAGGGUGGAGACACUGCUGCAGAUUCCUUGGAUAUUAAACCACCACCACGAGCGAUUGUUCGCCAUCAUAAAUCAAGCUCAUCUCAUCAAGGAGAGAAACAUAGCAAUAGAAGAAGUGACAGGGAUGAGAGGGAACGCAGUUCGCAUCAGCAUGAACAUCAUGGACGUAGUGACGCGAACUUAGAGGGGUUUGUGCAUAUAUCUCAGCUACAGACUAGUUCUUUUCAAGAAAACAAACAGUUUUUAUCACGUCUAUACAGAUCAAAAGAAGAGUUUAUAAAUGAGUAUAAAAGGCUUUACUAUGAAAGAGCAAAAUCCGAAGAGCUUUAUCUUCUGAUUUUAACUGAACUAAAAGCAGCAAUGUCAAAUGGUAAUAUUACUAUCUUAAAAAAAUUAAAGGACGUAAUUGAUUACAUGAAUGAAGCAGAAGAUCCAAUAACUUUGAGAAAUUAUUAUGAUCAUGCUAAUAAUCCGAUUAAAAAUACCAAUUUAGUUAUCUUGGCUUGCAAACACAAGAAGGUAAAGGUUCUAGAAUACCUAUUUGACAGUGAUAAUACACUCUUAAAUAAUUUAUCUAUUGAUGUGAAUAUAUUACCCGAUGAUAGAGAUGAGGAAUGUCAUAAUGCGUUUUAUUAUGCUAUACGUUCAAGUAUGAUUGAGCUUCUUAAUACACUUAUCAAUAACUGGCCGGAUAAUUAUUUCGCUGUUCAUUUGGAAGAGUUGGAUGAAAUUCUUUCAAAAGCGUAUGAAGAGUUAAAGUUAAAGAAUGUACCCUUGUCAGACAAAAUGGAAAUUUAUGUUGAAAAUAAGUUAAUAAAUCUGCGUUUCUUCUCUAAUACUUCAAGACAGGACCAAAGUUUCAAGGGGGAUCGUAAUGAUAAAAAAAAUAAAACCGAAGAACGGAUUGAAUUAAUACUUGAAAACAUUAACUUACUAAAGAGAGAUUACGAGAGAAACGCGAAAAAAGUAGAUCAAAGGUUUUUGUUCAUAGCAAAGUUUAUUGCACAAAAUAUUUAUAUAUUAAAACGGCAGUUAAAAUCAACUUAUGAUAGAUUACCUUGGGAAGAAAUAGAAUUCUGUUUAGUCAGUUUUGUUUCUUCUUACGUAAAACAACAAGAGAUCAAUCUAUUUUAUCGUUCUACAUUGAAUAAAAGCAAAAUAUUAAAUCAUUUAGAAAAUUUUACAAAGAAACUUAAAGACGAAAAAGAUAUUAUAGAAGAUGUAAACAUUAACAAAAAUGCUGUUCGUCGAAAGUUAACACGUGAUGAAGUUAUUGCACAGAUUAUUAGCAAUUCCCCUCAAUUUGAAGAGUUGUAUAAUGAUUAUCAACGAAUUAGGGAUAUUCAGUCUUUAAAGAAAAUAAAUGAUUAUAUAAAAUUGGCACUAUUAGCUGAUUCUAAAGAAAAGAAAGGCCAGUUAAUUAUUACAAGGACUUUACAAGUUAUUGGUGAGCAUUUAAAAAACACCUUAGAGUCUCCUAAGUUAUCUAAUACUACAAGUAAGCUUUUGUUGCUCUCAUUACCGAAAUAUACAAGAAAAAUAAUUAUAGAUUUACGUAAUUCGUUAUCACAUGCUGAUUCACUCUUUAAUAGAACAGAGAUUGAGGAUAAUAAAGAUGUUAAUUUUUUUAUUGGUGUUCAAAACGAUAUUAAGAAAGUUAGUGAUGUAAUUACUAAUAUUUUUUACAACAACAAAAUCAAAGUAAUUACAAUACUUUUAAAAAAUAUUAUCAGUAGUGACAAUUUUGAUGAAAUAAAAGAGCUUGUAGAAAUGCUUCGUACUGUUAAAUUGGAUGAUAUAAUUUCGGAAGAUUUUAAAAUGAUAGAACGCGAAAAGCUUGAAAAUCUCAUUAAAGAAUUAAGCGAUAAUAUAACUGAUAAGACAGAUUAUGAACAGGAGUUGUUCAAUAAAAUUAAUAAUAUAAUCAAUUCAGCAGAUAUCCUAUCAAAAAAUUACAUUAUAGGAUUUCUAUCAUUAAAGAGUUUACGUACUUUCUUGAAUGAAAGAGUGAUUAACCACAAUAUUGUUAAGGACCUAAAAUUCCGUGUUAAUAUAAUAUUAGAGCAGAUAGCUCUAAAAAUAGAUUCUUAUAAUCUUAAAGAUAUUGUUAUGUUGAUACUGAAAAUUUUUUAUAGUGUUGAGUCGAGAAUACAAUGCGACAAACUUGAUGAACUGAACAGAUUAAUCUAUGAAAUUGUUUUUAUUGUUGAAUUUGUAAUAGACGACAUUGAAUGGAUUAAAAAAUUAAAAAGCGAGUUGAAUAAAAAACGUUUGUUUAGUCCUUCGUAUAAACAAGAAAAAACUUACGAUACAGAAAAAACAUAUGAUAACCAACUUGCACUAAAACUAUCUGAAUUGAAAAAUAUUUUAAGCGAUAACAUAUUAAGUGGCCAAUUAACUAAAACAUUCCCUUGUUAUAAGAACGAUAAAAAAUUACAAGCAGUAGUAGAAAUGCUUGUUUUGGAUAUAAUGUCAAUUUUGGGCUCAAAGAAUUUUGACCUACUAGAAAAUAAUCUACUAUUUUUAGAUGAAAAUACUCCUUUACUAAAUGGAAGAUGUUUACGUAAUCAUUUAGCGCAUGAUAAUGCAUUAGUUGAUAUAUUAUUAUCUGAUCCUUCAACAACAGUUAUUUUAAACGCUAAAAAACUUAUUGAAGAAAAUAUAAUGAGAAGUAACAAAAAAAUUGGCAAAUUAGUGAGUGAUGAUUCUUCCAAAUUGAGAGAGAAAUACGAUCAAGGCUUAAUUACCGUUACUAAUCAGGAAACAAUGUUCGAUGCUUUGCAAGAAGGAAAUUUCGAAAGCUUAAAAGAUUGCCUCAGAAAAGGAGCAGAUAUCAAUGCUAGAAGUAUUCACUUAUGGUCCACAUUGCAUUUUGCUGCUAAGGGACCUAGUCUUGAAGUUAUAAAAUUCAUCCUUGAUCAAAAUUUGCUUAAUGUUAAGGAUAUUAAGGAUAUCAAAGGCCAAAGUCCACUGCACGUUGCUGCUGCACAUGGAAGGAAAAAUAUUGUGAACUUUUUCGUAAAAGAAGCAGGUUUAUAUGUUGAUGAUCCAGAUAAUAAGGGCAAAACACCACUACACAUUGCAGCUCAAAAUGGUCACAAGGAUACUGUCGAGAUUCUAUUAGAAAAUAAAGCUAAUACUGUUACCCAAGAUGUAAUCGGUCUUUCAUCUUUACAUUAUGCAAUAAGAAACAAUCAUGUUGACGUUGCUAAGAUUAUACUAGCAAAAGAUAAAAAUGUUGACAUUAAUGAGUCUAGUGGUGGAUUUACUCCAUUGCAUGAAGCUGCAGAAAUGGGUCACUUGGAGUUAGUUAAUUUCUUACUUGAACAUGAGGCAAAUUUUAACGCUAGAAAUGAUAAAGAUUGGACACCAUUACAUGCGGCAGCCAUCAACGGCCAUCUGGAAAUAGUGGAGGCUUUAAUUCUGAAGGGAGCUGAUGUUAACGCUAGAGUUAUCAAUGGUCAAACACCAUUACAUCAUGCAGUAGAAUUCGGUCAUGAGAAGAUAGCUAGAACUCUAUUGGAACGUGGAGCUAAUGUUAAUGCUAUUGACAAACCCUAUAAUAAUGCAGCUUUACACUAUGCGGCAAAAGAUGGGCACGAGGGAAUCGUUAAGACUUUACUGGAAUAUAAAGCUGACCCUAGUAUUAACACUUUUCAAGAUGUAACUCCACUACAUUUGGCAGUACAGAAUGGCCACUUGGAAAUAGUAACUAUUCUCCUGAACCAUAGUGUCGACAUUAAUGCUAAAGAUAAAAAUAACUAUUUUACACCAUUACACUAUGCAGUACAUAGUGGUCACGAGACAGUUGUUGAACUUUUAUUGGAAAAGGGAGCAGAAGUAAAUGCUAAAACUAAUAUUAAUGUAACACCACUACAUGUAGCGACUGUAAAAGGGUAUCAAAAUAUUACUGAUCUUCUGAUAAAAAAUAAAGCUCGAAUUAAUGCUCAAGACAUAUACGGUAAUACACCCCUACAUACAGCUGCUUCGAACGGUUGCAUAGAUGUUAUUGAACUUCUAAUAAAAAAGAAAGCUGAAGUAAAUGCUAGAAGGAAUGACGGCAUUACACCAUUGCAUGUAGCUACUCUAAGUAACCAUAUAGAUGCUAUUACUUUUUUAAUAGACAAUGAUGUCGAAGUCAGUGCUAAUGCAAAAGAUGGUGCUACACCGUUACAUUUAGCUGUCCUAAAUGAAGGCAACAUAAAUAUUGUUGAUCUCCUAUUAAGAAAUAAAGCCGAAGUCAAUGUAAAAAAUAUUGCAGACAGAACACCAUUACAUAUUGCUGUGGGAGCAGGUCAUAAAGAAAUCAUUAAGCUUUUGAUAGCACACGGGGCUAAUAUUAACGUCAGGGCUAAUAUUAACGUCGGAGCUAAUAUUAACAACCACUAUGUGACACCAUUGCUUUCUGCAGUUACACAUAAUAACAAGGAAAUCGUAGAACUUCUUCUAGAAAAUCAAGCUGACACAGAAGACAGUAAACCUUUAUUGCAAGCAGCGCUUCUUGGCCAUAAAGAUAUUAUAGAAAUUUUGUUAAAAUAUGAAGCUCACGUUGACAUAAAAGAUUCUAAAGACUUUACUCCAUUACAUCUAGCUGCCAUAAGAGGUCAUAAGGAGAUAGUAAACAUCUUGAUAAGAAAAGUUGACAUUGAUGCCAGAAAUAUUAAUGGUAUGACACCAUUAUAUCUUGCAGCACAAGAGGGUCAUAAGGUAAUUGUUGAGAUUUUAAUAGCACGUGGAGCUAACGUCAGCAUUCAAUCUAACAAAGGAGCAACACCAUUACAUGCAGCAGCCGUAAAUGGUCACAGUAAUGUUGUAAAAGUCUUACUAAAUAGUACAUUAAAUAUUAAUAUUAAAGAUAAUGAGAAUAGAACAUCGUUAGAAUUAGCAGUGGCGCAUGGUCAUUUAGAAGUGGUUAAAACGUUACUUCAAUACGAAAAAAUAGAUAUGAAGGAUAGCGGUAAUUGGACAAUAUUGCACAUUGCUUCCCAGGAAAAUAAGCUAGAAAUGGUAAAAUAUCUAGUAGAUGAAGGAUUUGAUAUUAAUACUAAAACUGCUUUUGGCUAUAAGCCUAUGCACAUUGCAGCUAGAGAAGGUCAUAAAGAUAUUAUAGAGUUUUUCCUUAGUAAGGGAUUAAAUAUUAACGAUCUUGGUGCAGAUAAUCAGACGUUACUGCACUAUGCUACCAAGAAAGGUAAUUUAGCUGUUGUUGAGUAUUUAAUAUCGCAAGAUGCUGAUGUUAAUGCUCAAGAUAUCAAUGGCUUAAGUCCUAUGCAUAUUGCUGCUAGUUUUGGCUAUAAAAACGUGAUUGAAAUUUUACUAAAAAAUGGAGCGGUUUAUAAUCUUGUUGACAAGUCUCAUAAAAAACCAUUAGUAAUGUCUCGUGACAAAAACGUUAUCAAUUUAUUAGCAUCAAUUAAAAACUUAUUUAAGGCCAUAAAACAAAAUAAAUUGCCAGAAGCUGAGAGUUACAUUAAAAUGGGAGCGUUUGUUAAUGCCAAAAAUGUUUAUGGUGGAACACCACUACAUUAUGCUGCAUGGAAAGGAUGUGACGAAAUUGUCAAUGUUCUAUUACAAAAUAGAGCUGAUCCUAAUACAGUUAAUAACAAGGGGUUUACUCCUCUGCAUUAUGCCGCUAAGUUCUCUCACUUAAAAGUUGUGAAAGCCUUAUUAUCUAAUGGUGCAGUGUAUAAUGCGGUCUCUAAUGAUAAUAAAACGCCAUCAGAUUUUACUGUAGAUAAAAAAAUAAUUAGCUUAUUUAAAUUAGUGAGUAAAUCAUUUAAAAACGUUAAAAGUGGCAAGUCUAAAGUUAUUAAUGAUCUUAAUAGAAUAAAAGAUAUUGAUACAAUAAAAGCAAUCAUGGGUGCCCGUAAUGAAGGAAACAAAACGCUAGUAGUGGUCGCAGUACAUAGUAACUUUUCAAAGGUCGAACAAUUGAAAGAGAUAUCACAAGGUGACGUAUCCUUUCAGAUUGCUAAGGCUGUAGCGCUUUCGAAUCAGAGGAAGUGUCAAGAAGCCUUAAAUAUUUUCAAAAGUGCAUUUGAAAAGAGGAAAGAAAUAUUAGGACCAGAUAAUCCUGGCACUUUAGAUAUUCAGGCACAUAUAGCUAAAAUAUUAUACGGACAAGGAUUUUUCCAAGAAGCUUUGAAUACACUUGAGGAAAUUUUUCAGAAACGAAAAGAAGUGCUGGGUUUAAAUGACAAGGACACUUUAAAUACAAGAAGUACAAUUGCUUUAGUGCUACAUAGACUAGGAAAAAAUGAGGAAGCUUCCAAUAUUUAUCAAGUAGUCUAUCCGAAGCAAAAAGAAAUAUUAGGCUCAGAUCACCCGGAUACAUUAAAUACUCAGUUUCACAUGGCACUAGUAUUGAAUGGACAAGGAAAAUUUGAAGAAGCAUUAAAUAUGAAUAGGAUAGUUUUUGAAAAAAGAAAGAACAUGUCAGGUGCGGAAAACGCGGCAUAUGCUGUGCGUGCUCAAAAUAAUAUAGCGAUGGUAUUGUGUAAUCAAGGUAAAUACGCAGAGGCACUGGAGAUUUAUAAAGACGUUUACGAAAAGAAAAAUGUGAUUUUCGGUUUUACUCAUUCUGAUACUUUGAGAACGUUACAUAACAUUGCCGAAGUGCUGUUCCGACAAAAGAAAUAUCAUGAAGCCUUGAAAGUUUACCAAAAGGUUUUAAAUAUUCAAAAAAGUGUUUUGGGACCAAAUCAUUUCGAUACCUUAAGUACUCAAUAUGGGAUAGCAAGUGUAUUUUUCGCUCAAGGCAAAUGGAUUAGUGCACUGAAAGCCUACAAAAAAUGUUCUGAUCAAAUGAAAGCUGUUUUUGGAUAUCAUCCUAAUGUUUUGGAUAUUUUAAACAAGAUAGAAACGAUUAAUUCGAUAUUUAAACUUGAGGGCAGAAAAUCAGAUAUUUUCCAAUGUCUGCAAACGGACAUUAAUAUUGCUGCUAGUAAUGGUGAUAUAGAAAAUGUCCGACGUCUAGUAAAAGAUGGAGCUAAUCCUAAUGAUAAAGAUAUGGAUGGAAGAACAUCGCUACAUUACGCUGUUAACAAUAGACGCAUAGGUGUUCUGAACUUCUUACUAAACGCCGGAGCUGACGUUACUCAAGUUACUAAUAAAGGUAAUACACCAUUACACACUGCUACUUCUAAAGGUUACAAAGAAAUUGUUGAAGUUUUGUUACAACAUGUGAGUCGUGAUAAAUUAAAUAACUUCAUUAAUGCUAAAACCGCUGCUAGCGGCAGUACAUCACUUCACGUUGCAGCGAGUAAUGGUUACUUUGAUAUUGUCAAAUCUUUACUGAAGCAUGGUGCAAUCUAUAACAUUAAGAAUAAGGAAGGUGAGACACCUCUUAAUCUUUCCAAAAACCAGAGUGUUAUUGAUUUACUGCAACUGGUUGAAGAGUUAUUUAAAGAUGCAAAAAAAGGUAAUAUUGAAGGUAUUAACAAGUUAAAGGCAGUGAAACCAGAUGAGUUUCAAGCUGCAAUAAAUGCUUGUAAUGAUCAAGGGAAUACGCUAUUACAAGUUGCUACAGCUAAUAAACACAUGACUACUGCGAAUAAACUGUUAGAAAUGCUAAACAAACUAAAGCAAACUUUAUAAAAUAUUAAUAUAGAAGACGAAGUCAUAGAUUUAAAACUUUAAACGACGUGGAAGUAUAUUUAUAUAGAGCCUAAGUUACCAUAUUUACAUUAAUAUUAACAAUAACUGUGAAUUAGAAAAAUAAUAUCAACUUCUCUUUUUGUAUAAGUUUCCAAUAUUUUAAACUAAAACUGAAUCGCUUCUUAAAUCAUUUCGGUACACAUCACUUACUCUGAAAUUCUUAUUAUAAUUCCCUCUUCAUAUGUUUGUAGAAAGGUCUAGUCAUCUAGGUAAGAGCUAGAUCCUAAUGAUAAUUAAUUAGCAAUAUGACUAAGUCUGUUAUACAAUUUAGACUAGUCAUUGGAAAAUAAAAUUCAAAGUGUGCGUAUGUGUAAGAUAAUUUUUAGUGUUUGGACUAUCUGUAAAAAAUUGGAGACCAUAUUUUCAAAUAUUUUGAAAGGCCAGAAUUUUUAUAGAGCUUGAGGUGUUUUAUAUCUACUUUUAUAUAGCUAUUUUUAUAGUUGGUGUUAUUUUUAUAAUAUUUAUGAAAGUGUGAAUUUCAUAUAUCUUUAUGUAUUAUUACUGAUAAUUUAUUUUUGU